GGGGCGGAGAGAGGUGAGUGAUGAGUGGACGCAGUUAUGCCAACAAGCCGAUUAUUGAAGGCUACUGAACCCCCGCUGACAAUUUACGUCUGUCCUCUCAUUGUCCAACCGGAGGCGGACACAGACCAUCUCAGGCUGAACCUGAUAUUAUUCCGCGGAGUGGACUUCAUUCAUCUCAGGAAAAGUACUUUUUUAAAUGGACGUUGCAACUUUUCACGGCUUUACAUUGUGAGACGUGCUGUGGGAAAACACACUUUUUCUAAAAGAGAUAAAAGUGACCUCCUGGUACUUCAUGGUAUUUUAAUUUGCUGUAGGGUCACCUGAAGAUAUUCUGUUAUAUUUUUAAACUAUAGUAAGUGCAUGGCAUUUUAAAGCUUGGCUGUUCAAUUGGAUAAUUUUUUUUAUCUGGUAUUUUAUUCUGUAAAGGAAGUUAACAUUAGAGGCAGGCAUCAAAUGGAAAAUGGCAUCUGCAGUAAACUUUGUUAGAAAGUGAACUUCAUAAUCAGGCUCCCAUAAGGGACAGUAGAGCCCUUUUUGCUUUGCCCAGUCUAAGGUGCAAGGUAGCCUUCAAAAAUGACCAGUCCCUCCAGGAGUAUUGAGGUCCAGAGAGGUCUCAGCGAGAGCCCGGCUCCCAAACCCGAGACACCCAGGUAUCGCAGCUGGAGCAGCCUUCGCUUCUCAAGGUGGAAAAGUUCUUCCCAGAGGACAACCCCCCCUGGUACCCCAUCCCCAAAGACAGAGAAGAGGAGUGACGUAAACAAGACGCUCUUCUCCCUGGUCAAGACUCACAAUGAUGACUAUACAGCUGACCCCGACGGCCUGCUGGACAUCGACGGGGGGUAUGAAGGUGGCGACGAUGACCCCCCACAGGACCACUCCACCUACUUCCAGAGGCAGUUUUGCUCCAUGCUGCAGCCUGGGGUCAACAAGUUCUCCCUGCGCAUGUUUGGCAGUCAUCAGGGUGUUGCUGCUGAGCAGGCCAGGGUCAAGAGCUUUGGAGUGUGGAUCAUCCACCCCUACAGUGACUUCAGGUUUUACUGGGACAUCGUGAUGCUCCUGUUGAUGAUGAGUAAUCUGGUGAUUUUACCCUGGGGAAUCACCUUCUUUGAGGACCAGAACACGAUGCCCUGGAUCACCUUUAACGUCCUGUCUGACACGCUCUUCCUCAUGGACCUGGUUUUCAACUUCCGCACCGGCAUUCUGGAGGAAGACAGCCACAUCAUCUUGGACCCCAAAGAGAUCCGCAUGCAUUACCUCCGCACGUGGUUCGCGGUGGACUUCAUCUCCUCCAUCCCUGUUGACUAUUUUUUCCUCAUCGCUGACCUGGAGUCCCGGCACGAGUCAUCUGAUGUGUACCGCACCGCCCGUGCUCUCCGCAUUGUGCGCUUCACAAAGAUCCUCAGUCUGCUGCGUCUUCUCCGACUGUCUCGCCUCAUCCGCUACAUUCAUCAGUGGGAAGAGAUUUUCCAUAUGACCUAUGACCUGGCCAGUGCAGUGGUGCGUAUAGUCAACUUGAUUGGCAUGAUGCUGCUGUUGUGUCACUGGGAUGGCUGCUUGACCUUUAUGGUGCCGAUGCUGCAGGACUUUCCUUCAGACUGCUGGGUAUCCAAAAAUAAUAUGGUGAAUGCUACAUGGCACAUACAGUACUCAUACGCCCUGUUUAUGGCCAUGAGUCACAUGUUGUGUAUAGGAUACGGUGCCCACCCUCCAGAGGGCAUGACCGACGUUUGGCUCACCAUGAUCAGUAUGGUUGUGGGGGCGACCUGCUACGCCAUGUUCCUCGGCCAUGCAACUAACCUGGUGCAGUCCUUGGAUGCAUCACAUCGCCAGUAUCAAGAGAAGUAUAAGCAAGUGGAGCAGUACAUGUCGUUCCAUAAACUGCCAGCAGACGUAAGACAGAGGAUCCAUGAUUAUUACGAGCAGCGGUUCCAAGGCAAGAUGUUUGACGAGGACAGCAUCCUUGGAGAGCUCAGUGAUCCGCUCAAGGAGGAGAUAGUCAGCUAUAACUGCCGUGGGCUAGUUGCCAACAUGCCCCUGUUCGCCAACACUGACCCUCAUUUUGUGACCGUGAUCCUGACCAAGCUGCGUUUCGAAGUCUUCCAACCCGCAGACUUGAUCAUCCGAGAAGGAACUCUGGGUCGGAAAAUGUACUUCAUCCAGCACGGCACCGUCACUGUCAUCCCACGCGGCAGUAAGGAGAUUAAGCUCAGCGAUGGAGCGUAUUUUGGGGAGAUCUGCCUGCUAACCCAGGGCCGACGCACAGCCACUGUCAGGGCUGACACCUACUGUCGUCUUUACUCCCUGAGUGUGGACAGUUUCAACGAGGUCCUGGAGGAACAUCCUCUGAUGAGGAGGGCGUUUGAGAGCGUAGCUGUGGACCGGCUGGGACGGGUUGCUCGCAGACCCAGUUAUCAGCCUCCCCCAACAGAGUGACUUCUUCAGUACCAACAGAGACGGACGCGUGGAGAACAUUUGUCACACUUUGACUGAACUUGACCACAAAGAACAACAAAGAAAGAAUCAAAGAAACCUUCAGUGUAAAAUUUUACUGAUUGCUCUUGACUUUAAUACUCAGUGAUGGACAA
Messenger RNA from Seriola aureovittata, 2585 nucleotides. It is a transcript of the gene hcn3, whose product is annotated as hyperpolarization activated cyclic nucleotide-gated potassium channel 3. Gene Ontology annotation, biological process: transmembrane transport; potassium ion transport. Lineage: Eukaryota; Metazoa; Chordata; Actinopteri; Carangiformes; Carangidae. The coding region runs from base 574 to 2433 and encodes 619 amino acids. The transcript has 7 exons. The record is from RefSeq and is a predicted model, not a curated record. Gene Ontology annotation, cellular component: membrane. Gene Ontology annotation, molecular function: voltage-gated potassium channel activity.